AUGGAACUAAUCAAUGCAUACGAUUUAUACAAACUUGAACAAACGGAUGAAUUGCUUGAAACUGGUUUGCAAUCUUUAGAUGCGUUACUCGAUGGCGGCAUAUCACCGGGUACCUUUCUAGAAAUUGUUGGUCUAUCAGCUAGUGGGAAGUCACAACUCUGCAUGCAGUUAGCAGUUAAUCUGCAGAAAAAUAAGACAAAAAAGGAUAGCGUAUAUGUCGAUACAGAAGGUGGAUUCCACACGGAACGUAUUUGUGAUAUUGCAGCUAAAGUAUUCAGAGCAGUCAAGCCGUUGGAAUCGUUAAAACGUAUACGAGUUAGCCGCUGUCGUGAUUUAGUUGAAUUAACAAGUACUAUUCAUCGAUUAGAAUUGUUGGUACAACAAAAUUUAGAUAUUGGUCUUAUAAUUGUAGACAGUGUUGCAAUGCCGCUGCGUGGUGAAAGUGACUAUGCGUUACGAUCGAGAUUAGAAAUUUCACGAAUUUUAUCAAAAUUGGCUGCUUCUUAUAGAUUGAUCCUUCUCAGCCGCUGUAAUUUAGGACAAUUUUUAUUUCCGGUUGUUGCGGUAAAUCAUGUUACAUAUCGUUUCGAAAAUGAGAAAGAUGGUGAAGCUCAUCUUGCGUCUGCAUUGGGAACGUCUCACCGUCCAAGUACACGUUUGUGGUUAUGCCCACCUGAUGCUAAUUCCCAGAAUAGUUCGAUUUUCUUGACAAAAUCACCAUCUGUUCCGGAUGGUUCAGUACCAUUCAGAAUAACGGAAGGUGGUUUGGUGGAAGUUGAAGUUGAUAUUGUAAUAUAA
This is a messenger RNA of Acanthocheilonema viteae, 798 nucleotides long. The record is from the annotation of a GenBank genome assembly. Lineage: Eukaryota; Metazoa; Nematoda; Chromadorea; Rhabditida; Onchocercidae.